GAAGACAUGAAUCGCGGCAAACCAAACUGGGAACACUUAGACGAAGAGUUGCACGUACUAGUCAGCGUGGAGGAUUAUGAGAAUCGAGCAGCUGUCAAACUUCGAAGAGCAACCGAAACAAUUCGGAAUUUUCUGGAGCAAGGGGUUCGCACGGAAGACAUGAAUCGCGGCAAACCUGGGUGGGAACACUUAGACGAAGAGUUGCACGUACUAGUCAGCGUGGAGGAUUAUGAGAAUCGAGCAGCUGUCAAACUUCGAAGACCGAAACAAACAAACAUGAAUCGCGGCAAACCAAACUGGGAACACUUAGACGAAGAGUUGCACGUACUAGUCAGCGUGGAGGAUUAUGAGAAUCGAGCAGCUGUCAAACUUCGAAGAGCAACCGAAACAAUUCGGAAUUUUCUGGAGCAAGGGGUUCGCACG
Opisthorchis viverrini is the source of this 423-nucleotide messenger RNA. RefSeq lists its product as hypothetical. Gene Ontology annotation, molecular function: mRNA binding. The transcript has 3 exons. The record is from RefSeq and is a predicted model, not a curated record. The annotation marks the transcript as partial. Gene Ontology annotation, cellular component: nucleus. Gene Ontology annotation, biological process: regulation of mRNA splicing, via spliceosome. Lineage: Eukaryota; Metazoa; Platyhelminthes; Trematoda; Opisthorchiida; Opisthorchiidae.